Molecule: messenger RNA, 1692 nt
Organism: Vanderwaltozyma polyspora DSM 70294
Lineage: Eukaryota; Fungi; Ascomycota; Saccharomycetes; Saccharomycetales; Saccharomycetaceae
Gene: GIT1
Product: Git1p
Exons: 1
Coding region: 1-1692 (563 amino acids)
Biological process (GO): carboxylic acid transport; transmembrane transport
Cellular component (GO): plasma membrane
Molecular function (GO): carboxylic acid transmembrane transporter activity
Source: RefSeq, a predicted model, not a curated record
AUGUCUUCAUCUUUCGAGAAACACUUAUCCAAACCGGUAUUUAGAGACAUUCCAUUGUCAGCCCAAGAAUGGAAAGAACAAUUGUUCGUUAAUCCACGUAAAGAAAUUCAAUUGUUAAAUAAAAAUAAUGAUUCAAUUGAUAAUGACGAGAAUCAUAAUUACGAAACUACAAUUGAACUACGAAACGAAGGUACAGAUUAUUCUGAAUCAAAUUCCUCAACAAAGGACAAGUUAGACCAUCAAGAACAUGUAUUAGAAAAAUGUGAUUCUGAUAAAGGCAGUAAUUCAAGAUUCAAACCAAAUUAUUGGGCUUUAAUUACUUCCGGUUCUGGUUUAUUCUCUGAUGGUUAUAUUAAUGCUUCAAUUGGUACUGUCUCUUUAUGUUUGAAAAGAAUCUAUGGUGACAGCUAUACAAAUUCAAACGCUAUUAAGAAUGUUUCUUCAAUUGCAUUUGCAGGUACUGUAUGUGGUCAAUUAAUUUUUGGUCACCUUGCUGAUAAUUAUAGUCGUAAAUUUGCCAUGCUUUUGGGUACCUCAAUGUUGAUUUUAUUUUCCAUCUUAUGUGCUGGUGCUUGGGGUGUCGGUACUUCAAACACAGUUCCUGGUGGUUUAUUCGCUGCUAUUACAGCUUAUAGAUUCUUUUUAGGUAUCGCAAUUGGUAGUGAAUAUAGUAGUAGCUCACCUGCUGCUGCUGAAGCUGCAAAUUCCUUACCUGCAGACAAGAGAAAUAGAUGGUUUAUUUGGUUUACUAAUUUUAUGAUUGAUUUUGGUUUCGUUGUCGCAGCUUUUGUUCCUUUGGUUUUGGUUUGGAUAUUUGGUGAAAAUAACCUGUCACCUGUCUGGAGAUUAACUAUUGGUCUAGGUGCAAUCCCUCCAAUAUCAUUAUUCUUUAUGAGAUUAAAAUUUAAAGAAGCUGAAAGUUUCAAAAAGACAAAAUUUGCUUCGCAUCCUCCAUACUGGCUAGUAUUUAAAUUUUACUGGUUUAGAACAUUAGUUAUUGGUCUAAUUUGGUUUGUCUAUGAUUUCUCUACUUAUGCAUUUGGUACUUAUUCUUCCUUAAUCAUUGAAGCCAUUAUCGGUAAAGAACCCCCAUUAACUCAAACCCUUGGUUGGAACGUUGUCUUUAACGUAUUUUAUUUGCCUGGUGCAUUCUUAGGUGCUUUAUUCGCUGACUAUUUUGGUGUCAGAUUGACUUUAUCUGUUGGAUUAAUCGUUCAAGCAAUUAUUGGGUUUGCUAUGGCUGGAUCCUUAGAACACUUGAAAAAGAACGUCGCAGGUUUUGUUGUCAUUUAUGGUGUCUUCAUUACUUUGGGUGAAUUCUCUGCUGGUGACAAUAUUGGUUGUAUUGCAUCCAAGGCCAAUGCUUCUCCAAUUAGAGGUCAAGUCUAUGGUAUCAGUGCUGCUAUAGGUAAAGUUGGUGCUUUUAUAGGUACUUACAUUUUCCCAAUCAUUAUUAAUAAUGCAGGUGGUGCUGACACCACAUCAGGAUUACAGGCUCCAUACUACGUUUCUUCAUCAUUGUGUAUCUUCUCUGCUGUUUUAGCUUUCUUCUUGUUACCAGCAUUAGAUCCUCAAAGUGUCCUUGAUGAAGAUGCCAAAUUCGUUAGUUACCUACAAAGUCAAGGCUAUGACGUUUCAUCCAUGGGUACACAUGACACUGAUGACGAGUCUACUACUGAUUUGGAAAAAUAG